UUGAGAUUAAACCCACACGUCCUCUUUAUCCUGACUCCGCCCCUCAGCUCUAGGCUCUCUAUAAAGCUUCCCUCACUGUCACACACACUGUCUGCUGCAUCCUUUGUGUCCAGCAUGAAGCUCUCCAGCAUCUGUGCCUUCCUGUCCUGCCUCGUCUUAGUGCAGGCAGAACAACGGAUCAAAUGGUGUUUAAAGUCAGAGGCGGAGUUGAGGAAAUGCAAGGAGUUAAAGUCUCUAGACUGCGUGAAGAAGGCAGGAACUCUGGAGUGUAUCGAAGCUGUCGGGAAAGGUGAAGCAGAUGCCAUCACUCUGGAUGGAGGAGAUAUCUACACAGCCGGUCUCCAUCCCCAUAACCUUCACCCCAUCCUGGCAGAACAUUAUAACACAGGGACCUGCUACUACGCUGUAGCUGUGGCAAAGAAAGGCACUGGCUUUGGCUUCAAUGAGCUAAUUGGGAAGAAGUCGUGUCAUACUGGUUUGGGGAAAACUGCAGGCUGGAACAUCCCCAUCGGGGCGCUCAUCAAAAACGAACAGAUUAAAUGGGGUGGCAUCGAUGACAAACCUCUGGAGGACGCGGUGGCAGAUUUCUUCUCUGAGAGCUGUGUGCCAGGAGCAACAAAUGCCAAACUGUGCAAGUUGUGUAAAAACAAUUGCCAGCGCUCUCACGACGAGCCGUAUUACGAUUAUGAAGGAGCUCUCCUGACAAAUCAAGAGAUGUUUCAUGACCAAGGAUCUGUUUUUGUGUCACAGGAUAAGGGUCUGUUCUCCUCUGUGGGUCCUGAAAGAAACCUGAUGUUCAAAGACUCGACGUCGAAGCUGACGAGACUCCCAGAGGUCAGCAACUCCUUCAUCUACCUGAAAGCAGAUUACUGGGACUCCAUCCACUCCCUCAGGAAAGAUAACACAGCUAGCGAGUCGUCCCAGGCUAUUAAAUGGUGUACAGUGGGAGUAAGUCAGAGGGCUAAAUGUGACUUAUGGAGCGGCAAAACUGCUGAUGAUGAAGGCAACACCAAGCUGCAGUGUGAAACCAAAGCUACAGUUCAGGACUGCAUCAAAGCCAUCCUGCUUCAUGAAGCUGAUGCUAUUGCAGUUGAUGGAGGAGAAGUGUACACUGCUGGGAAGUGCGGUCUGGUGCCGGUCAUGGUGGAGCAGUACGUUGCUGAAAAGUGUAAAUCUGAGUCAGGAGAAACCUCCUCCUUUUACUCUGUGGCUGUAGUGCGCAAGAGCUCCGGUGUGACCUGGGAAAAUCUGAGAGACAAAAAGUCAUGUCACACAGGCGUGGGACGAACCGCAGGCUGGAACAUUCCCAUGGGUCUCCUCCAUGAAAAAUACAAGAGUUGUGACUUCUCAACAUACUUCACUGCAAGCUGUGCUCCUGGUUCAGAUCCUGCAUCAAAUCUGUGUAAACUGUGUAAGGGAGACGCCACAAACAAAUGCAAAGCCAGUCAUGACGAGCCUUAUUAUGGCUACGAUGGAGCCUUCAGGUGUCUGGCUGAAGGUGUUGGUGACGUGGCCUUCAUUAAACACACCACUGCAACAGAUAACACAGAUGGUAAUGGGCCAGCAUGGGCUAAGUCCUUCAAAUCAUCAGACUUCCAGCUCAUCUGCCCCGGAGGCUCUGCUGAAAUUACUGAAUACCAGAAUUGUCAUUUAGCCCAAGUUCCAGCUCACGCCGUCAUCACUCAUGAAGGAAAACGAAAGGAGGUGGUGUCGUUCCUCAAGGACCAGCAGGAGAAGUUCGGUCCUUCUGGCUCAGACCCUGACUUCAGGAUUUUUGACUCUACAGAUGGAAAAUCACCGUUUGGAGAAGGCACCAAAUGUCUCCAGGAGGUAAAACAGAGCUAUGAGGAAUUCCUGGGACAAGAAUACUUAACCUCCAUAACAUCACUGCACGAAUGUCCAAAGGCCAAGUCCGAACUGGAGGAGGCCUGUUCCUAUAACAUUUGUACAGCAUCCUAAAAGGGUCCUGUUUGUCUUGGACACAUUACAAACAUCUGCCUGUAGAUUUCUCUCUCAUUGUUCUUAAUUUCUGAGCUUUUUGGAAUAAAUGGCAUCUGAGUGUGAUUUGCUUUUCCAUUCUUUAUUCAGAAGCUGUCUGAAAUAAAAAAGAAAUGAUUAUCAAAA
Tachysurus fulvidraco (yellow catfish) is the source of this 2124-nucleotide messenger RNA. Its product is annotated as serotransferrin-2-like. Gene Ontology annotation, cellular component: extracellular region; recycling endosome; plasma membrane. The transcript has 15 exons. Gene Ontology annotation, biological process: antibacterial humoral response; iron ion transport. NCBI's taxonomy places the organism in Eukaryota, Metazoa, Chordata, Actinopteri, Siluriformes, Bagridae. The coding region runs from base 115 to 1959 and encodes 614 amino acids. The record is from RefSeq and is a predicted model, not a curated record.